GCCAGGAAAGACAGAGGAACUAAUUUGAAAGUUUUCAUUUGGAUUGAAGUCAUGAAGUUACUCUGCUUACUUUCUGCACUAGGCAUACUUUCAUCUGUGGCAUCAGGGGCUUCCAUUGCUGUCCGCGCUACCAACACAGUCAACGUAUGCUCAAGCUGCACUUACAACACCAUCUCCAAGGCACUUGCCUCUCUCCCCAGUGAUAGCUCCACCUGGACAGUCGCCAUAGCAGCAGGAACAUACAAUGAAAGAAUUACCAUUUCAAGGUCAAACACCAUACUCCAACCCCUUGUUCCUGUUGCGGCCGGGGCUGAGAAUACUGUAUUCGUCGAGUAUAGCGCUGGUCAUAAUACUCAGUCUUCUUCUGGAUCAGAUGUUGAUUCCUCAGUGGUGAUUAUUACAGGCACUAAUGUGAAGCUGUAUCAUAUCACCAUCGCCAAUACCUUUCCUCAAACUCAAAACUAUGCCAAUCUGGCCUUGACGGUUGAAGCCGCGGAAGCUUCGUUCUACUAUGUCAAACUCUAUGGCUAUCAAGAUACACUGCUGAUUAAUCGAGGGGCUACUUCUUAUUUCAAGCAUUGUUAUGUUGAAGGUUCUGUAGACUUCAUCUGGGGAUACGGUAUUGCCUACUUUGACUCUUGCACAAUUGCCUCCAACGCAGCUGCGUCAAUUACAGCUCACAAUCGUGACUCUGCUUCAGCUGUUGGUGGUUUUUACUUCAACUACUGUAGCAUCAUUGCCACUAUUCCAUCUGGUCCUAUUGCAUCAACCGCAAACAAAUCAUUGUCUUUCUCUUCCACAUCCCAAUUUUCCAGCAGUAGUUACCUUGGCCGUCCAUGGAAUCAGUAUGCUCGAGUCGUCUACAUGAACUCAGCUCUUGGAUCGCAUAUCAAACCGGCAGGCUGGAGCAUUUGGUCGACAAGCAGCCCUAACACCGCUGGUGUCACGUUUGCAGAGUACGCCAACACUGGAGCGGGAAAAUGGAACAGUGCGAGAGCCACUUUUGCGACCAAUCUCACUUCCGCUCAAGCUGCGCAAUACGUGUUCUACAGUGUCUUACCAGGAGCCACCUGGAUUGAUACCACUCAAUAGAUGUAAAUGCUGAGACGCUUCAGACUGACAUUGAUAUCUAAUGCACAAUAUUGCUCUAUUGCAUGACAUACUCCUCC
Molecule: messenger RNA, 1169 nt
Organism: Umbelopsis ramanniana AG
Lineage: Eukaryota; Fungi; Mucoromycota; Umbelopsidomycetes; Umbelopsidales; Umbelopsidaceae
Exons: 1
Coding region: 52-1092 (346 amino acids)
Biological process (GO): cell wall modification
Molecular function (GO): pectinesterase activity
Source: RefSeq, a predicted model, not a curated record